AUGGGGAAUCUACCAUCUGCUGCGAAGCACUGCCUCAGCUACCAACAGCUUCUCCGCGAGCAUCUGUGGAGCGGAGAGUCAGUGGCAGGGGCGCUGGACCCCGCGCAGGAAGUAUCCCACUUAUCUGGACUCCCUGAGUAUGUGAAAAUAGUAGAAGUUGGACCUAGGGAUGGAUUGCAGAAUGAAAAGGUUAUAGUGCCUACAGAUAUAAAAAUUGAAUUCAUCAAUCAACUUUCCCAAACUGGCUUGUCUGUAAUAGAAGUUACCAGUUUUGUGUCCUCCAGAUGGGUACCACAGAUGGCUGAUCACACCGAAGUGAUGAGAGGCAUUCAUCGGUCCCCAGGAGUUCGCUAUCCUGUCCUUAUACCGAAUCUUCAGGGUUUUCACCAUGCUGUUGCUGCUGGGGCCACUGAGAUAGCAGUUUUUGGUGCUGCUUCUGAAUCUUUCAGCAAGAAGAAUAUUAACUGCUCCAUUGAAGAAAGUAUGGGAAGGUUCGAGGAGGUUAUCAGCUCUGCAAGGCACAUGGACAUCCCAGUACGAGGGUAUGUGUCUUGUGCUCUGGGCUGUCCAUAUGAAGGAAGCAUUACACCACAGAAAGUCGCAGAAGUCUCAAAGAGGUUGUAUGGUAUGGGCUGCUAUGAGAUCUCUUUGGGAGACACGAUUGGAGUGGGCACUCCAGGCAGCAUGAAGAUGAUGCUGGAAAGUGUCAUGAAAGAAAUCCCUCUAGGGGCUCUUGCUGUUCAUUGCCACGACACAUACGGACAAGCCCUCGCAAAUAUCCUAACAGCUCUUCAGAUGGGAGUUAACGUGGUGGACUCUGCUGUAUCUGGGCUAGGUGGCUGUCCUUAUGCAGAAGGUGCUUCUGGGAAUGUAGCCACUGAGGACUUGAUAUAUAUGCUCAAUGGCAUAGGACUCAAUACAGGUGUGAAUCUCUACAAGGUGAUGGAAGCUGGCGACUUUAUCUGCAAGGCAGUGAAUAAAACCACAAACUCCAAAGUCGCACAAGCCACCUUCAAAGCUCGACUUGAAUGA
Messenger RNA from Arvicola amphibius (Eurasian water vole), 1032 nucleotides. It is a transcript of the gene Hmgcll1, whose product is annotated as 3-hydroxymethyl-3-methylglutaryl-CoA lyase like 1. The transcript has 9 exons. Gene Ontology annotation, cellular component: cytosol; endoplasmic reticulum. Gene Ontology annotation, molecular function: hydroxymethylglutaryl-CoA lyase activity. The coding region runs from base 1 to 1032 and encodes 343 amino acids. Gene Ontology annotation, biological process: ketone body biosynthetic process; L-leucine catabolic process. The record is from RefSeq and is a predicted model, not a curated record. Lineage: Eukaryota; Metazoa; Chordata; Mammalia; Rodentia; Cricetidae.